Messenger RNA from Sinocyclocheilus grahami, 1850 nucleotides. Its product is annotated as cytochrome b-c1 complex subunit 1, mitochondrial. The transcript is spliced from 13 exons. Gene Ontology annotation, cellular component: mitochondrion. Lineage: Eukaryota; Metazoa; Chordata; Actinopteri; Cypriniformes; Cyprinidae. Gene Ontology annotation, molecular function: metal ion binding. The record is from RefSeq and is a predicted model, not a curated record. Bases 71 to 1507 code for a protein of 478 amino acids.
CCGUCGUUAAACAAAAAGAAGAGGAAAAAGACAGUCAGCGCCAGCGGUGGUGGUGCACACUGUGGACAAGAUGGUUUCCUCAAUGUGGCGGAUCAGUGGGGCAGUGAAUCGAGCUCUUGCUAGAGCUGGUUACCCUCUUCUGCUGUCUCUGAGACGAGGACAGGCCUCUGUGUCAUAUGCUCAGAGCCUGCUAGGAGCUCCAGAAACACGGCUAACUUCUCUAAGCAAUGGCUUGAGGAUUGCCUCUGAAGAGACCAACCAAGCCACAUGCACGGUUGGCCUUUGGAUAGAUUGUGGGAGCAGAUAUGAGUCUGAGAAGAAUAAUGGAGCUGGAUUUUUCCUGGAGCAUAUGGCCUUUAAAGGCACAAAGAAGCACCCACAGUCCGCUCUUGAACAUGCAGUGGAGUCUAUGGGAGCUCACUUGAGUGCAUACACCUCACGGGAACGUACUGCUUACUAUAUGAAGACCCUUGCCAAGGACUUGCCUAAAGCGGUGGAGCUCUUGGCAGAAGUAGUGCAGAGCUCAUCUUUGAGUGAGGCUGAUAUAGAGCAGCAGAGGAGUGUGGUGCUAAGAGAGCUGGAAGAGGUGCAAGGUAGCUUGCAGGAUGUUUGCCUGGAUCUGCUCCAUGCUACUGCCUUCCAGGGUACUCCUCUGGGCCAUAGUGUUCUUGGUCCCUCUGCCAAUGCCAGGAUACUAACUCGUAAUGAUUUAGUGGAAUACAUCAAUAGCCAUUAUAAAGCUCCUCGCAUGGUCCUGGCUACAGCUGGAGGAGUAAACCAUGAUGAGCUUGUGGCUCUGGCUAAGCAGCAUUUCAGUGGUGUUUCUUUUGAAUAUGAAGGUGAUGCUGUACCUGUUCUGUCCCCAUGCCGUUUCACUGGGAGUGAGAUUCGUAUGCGUGAUGAUGCAAUGCCUCUAGCACACAUUGCUAUUGCUGUAGAGGGAGCUGGAGCUGCCAGCCCUGAUAUUGUGCCACUUAUGGUUGCCAAUUCCAUCAUUGGUAGCUAUGACAUCACAUUUGGAGGUGGCAAGCACUUAAGCAGUCGCCUGGCUCGCCUGGCUGCAGAGUUGAACCUGUGUCACAGUUUCCAGGCUUUCCACUCUUCAUACAGUGACACUGGACUGCUGGGUAUUUAUUUUGUUACAGACAAACAUAAAAUAGAGGACAUGAUGCAUUGGGCUCAGAAUGCCUGGAUGAAUUUGUGCACCACAGUGACUGAGAGUGAUGUGGCUCGAGCCAAGAAUGCUUUGAAGGCCAGCUUAGUGGGACAGCUCAAUGGAACUACACCUGUUUGUGAUGACAUUGGCAGGCACAUACUAAAUUAUGGUCGCCGCAUCCCAUUGGCAGAGUGGGAUGCCAGAAUUGAGGCGGUGACUCCCAGGAUUGUCCGGGAUGUCUGCUCUAAAUACAUAUAUGACAAAUGCCCAACUGUGUCUGCAGUUGGUCCAAUAGAGCAGCUGCCAGAUUAUAACAGAAUGAGAAGUGCUAUGUACUGGCUCCGAUUUUAAAUGUUACUUGGGCUGUCAGCCCUCACUGAUGUGAUGUGUCCUUCAUUUUUGUACCCCUAUCUUGUAUGAAUUUGAUGAGUAGCGUAUUUGCCCAUUUGUUUUCGUAGCCAUCUUUCAAGCUCAGACGAAGAGAGAGAAGAGAAUUUGGUACAUUUACAUCUAGAAUGUCAGACAUGAGAAGAGAAUUUGGUACAUUUACAUCUAGAAUUUCAGACAUGCCACAGAGCUAUGAAUAUAUGUGAUGUUUUAUUUGUCCAUUUUGUAUAUAGCAAUAGCUCUUAUUCCGACUUCAAAUAAAACCGUCACAUCAAGUUUUUAAAAAAAAUUUUUAUUUGUUUUAAAC